Messenger RNA from Seriola aureovittata, 8259 nucleotides. It is a transcript of the gene dusp3a, whose product is annotated as dual specificity phosphatase 3a. Gene Ontology annotation, cellular component: cytoplasm. NCBI's taxonomy places the organism in Eukaryota, Metazoa, Chordata, Actinopteri, Carangiformes, Carangidae. The coding region runs from base 156 to 809 and encodes 217 amino acids. Gene Ontology annotation, molecular function: MAP kinase phosphatase activity; protein tyrosine/serine/threonine phosphatase activity. The transcript is spliced from 3 exons. The record is from RefSeq and is a predicted model, not a curated record. Gene Ontology annotation, biological process: negative regulation of MAPK cascade; protein dephosphorylation.
CGCCUCAUCAGACACCUUUCAGACGAGAAGGCAGCGCGCGCACGGCUCACGUGCGGAGGUAAAAUGCAGCUGACUAACGGGACGAGGCUCACGAGUCUGCCGCUGGCUGUCACCGAACAUUAGUUUUUUUUUUUUUUUUUGUUAGAAGAGGAGCCAUGAAGAAACACCUGAGUCCUGCUAAACAACAACAGCAGCACCAGCAGCAACCACCGGCUGAUGUCCCGGCUCCAGGCGGCGAGGUUACUGUCCAACAACUCAACGAGCUCCUGUCCAACGGCAGCGGCUUCUACAGCCUCCCCACACAACAUUUCAACGAGGUCUUCCCCAGAAUAUACAUCGGUAACGCGUUUGUGGCGCAGAAUGCGAUGCGUCUGCAGAAACUCGGGGUGACGCACGUCCUCAACGUGGCCGAGGGCACCUCCUUCAUGCACGUCAACACCAGUGUGGAGUUCUACACCGGCACGGGCAUCACGUACCACGGCAUCCAGGCCAAUGACACCGAGCAGUUCGACCUCAGUGCCUUCUUUGAGGAGGGGGCUGAUUUUAUCGACAAGGCCCUAGCACACAAUAACGGAAAAGGGAAGGUGUACGUACACUGCAGAGAAGGCUACAGCCGCUCCCCCACCAUGGUCGUUGCUUACCUCAUGCUGCGCCACAAAAUGGAUGCCAGGCUGGCGGUGGCCACCGUGAGGCAUAAGAGAGAGAUCGGCCCUAACGACGGCUUCCUUCGCCAACUGUGCCAACUAAACGAGAAGCUGGCAAAGGAGGGCAAGCUGAACGGCGAGGUGGGAAAACUAAAGACCAAAUGACAUUAAGAGACCCUCUGCCCUCUGUCUCCUCCCAUCAUGCCUUUCACAGGCUUCAGCUGCUCUUGGGAGACUGACCCCGCCCAGACUAAACCAGCACCCAUCUGACACACCAGGGGUAUUCUGAAACACAAACAUACAUGCAUUUAUCUGUGUAGAAAAUUUUUCCUCAUGCACACACACACACACACACACACACACACACACACACACACACACACACACACACACACACACACACACCAACACACACACACACACACACACACACACACACACACAAUAUCUCACACACACAAUAUCUCACAUACACACACACAUACAAUCUCACACACAUGUACAUGCUGUUUUCUUUUAAAAUCUCUAGUCCACGUCUCUCUCUGCUGCUGUGGGAGGGGACAUCUGUCAGUCCUCUCCCUGCUCCUUCAAAGAGUGUGAUCUCAAAUACUUAAUACAAACAAAUCCCUCAUCCCCCUUUUUUUUACCUCUACACCACACAGAUCUGCAGACGUCUCACUGCGAGUACCUGAAAGCUCUAAAUUCAGAAGCCAGUUUUGAGCUGAGCUACUUAAAGCAUUCCUUCAGUUCCCACAAGUUAAGAUGGUGAAAACUUUUUCACCUUGAUUUUUAAAAUGUCCUUAAAUAGUUCUAUAUAUAUAUCUAUCUAUAUAUAUAGAUAUAUAGAUAUAUAUAUCUAUAUAUAUAUGUGUAUACAUACAAGAUUAUAGCACAAUCAUUCCAUAGUUUUCCACUGCCGGGAAUGUCAGCGAUGUCUCCGCAAGCAGGAGUUCCAAAUAGACUCCUGAAAUUGAAAUUCAGUGGCCUCACACGAUGCGACCUGUCGACAAUGGAUGGAGGGAAAUCCCAAACAUUCCAGGAAAACUGCAAAAAUGCCCCUCAGACUUUUAUUUGCCCACCCAACCCUUACAAUCUUCUUCCCGUAGGGGCAGAUAUCUAAUGCACAAACACAAAAAUUCACACUCUACUGCAUCAAAAAAUGCAAGCUGUAGCUCUAUGUAGCAUUUCAGUUUCCUUCAACCUAUGGCCUCUAGUUUGACAGCGGUAGAUGACACAGAGCAGCGGAGUCAGUGAAGCCGGCGCCGACAACAGCAAAGGUCGAGCUAAUUAAAAAUAAUGAGCUGCGUGGGUGUUUCAUGUAGCCGCCAUGUUGUUCAGAAGAUCUACAUAUGGUGUAUUUUAGUUUGUCAUUGAGCUCCAUCAACCUCCACACAAGAUAAAGUACAUUUAGUUAACUGUUGCUUUAAUCUGAGGAUUGAAAACCAUGUUAAAAAUAAGAAGACUUCAAAUUAGCUUAGUUACAGAGAUUCUAAUCUAAUUUUCCUGAAUAAUUCUACAUUAGAAAUAAUAAGAAAAACAUGUAUUUGAAGUUAUGUAUGUCUUUACGCAGUAACCUGUUCAUUCAUCCAGUACACAAAACAGAUGUUUACACUUGUCUGAACAUAGUCUUUGUUUUUUAACACAACCUGCAGGUUCAGUUUGUGUUUAGAGGCUACUUUAUAUAAGUUUCAGUCAUUUUGAGCCCAGAAUAUUUCCUAUAGGCAUUUAGAAAGUACCUGGUCGGGCGAACAGACUCAGAGUGUCUACACAGGAGGCGUCCGACAGGACAUUAUAAUAAUCAGUCCAGCUGUCCACACAGGCCACGUAAUCACUGCAGUUUCACUCGCGUUAUACACACAUAAACCACUUCAAGUAGUUUCUUCUGUUUAAUGCACAUUUCUACAGUGAUUAUGUAUUAGACUAUGGUCGCUGCCAAAACCAACACUCUGACCUACAGUCAGUACUGUGCCUGAACGCAUCCUGCACAAACACAGAGGGAGCACUGAAGCUGCUGCUCUGCUUACAUGCUGCUUUCACUGUGUGCGCUGCGUAUACACGGUGUUAAAAUCUUCUUCUUUUAUCUUUGUGUAUUUAAAAUAUAUAUCUAUAGUAACUCAUAUUUCCUGAGCAGAACACUGCUAAAUCUCUUUUUCCUCCUGUUUGGAUGUACAACACAUUCAGACCAACUUUGGUCCUGCAUGACAUGAAGAAACACAGCCCCCUCAUUGAUUUGAAUGAAGGCAGUUCGGCAAAGCAGCUACGACGCCGAAGGUGACAGCAUCGCACAAAAUAUGCUUAAGCAGCGCUGAACAAUUAACUGAAACCAAAUCGCAGGAGCUGCAGUUUUUUAACAAAGGUAAAAUGUGUCACAACAGACCAUGAAUGAAGCAUUGUGGUGCUAGAGAGACGCCCCCAGCCUACAAAUCAUAUUCUCCAGACGUAAAGGAACAUGCUUGUUUGGUACAAGACCCAACAAAAAUCACAUCAUUUUUAUAUAUUUUUCAGUGAAAAUGAAAAUGAUAACGUGUCACUUUCCAAACUAAAUCGUGACUCAUAUCGCAAUAUGAUUUCACCCCUAUGUGUAAAUUUUGAAUUUCUACUAUUAACUCGCGAUCGUCGUGAUAUAAGAGGAAGCGAUAACUUUCAUUUUCAUGACUUGCUGUUUUUGGUCUGAAUGUUUGCUAACUGCGAACGUACUCUCAGUCUGUGCACCCCACCACAAGGCUCUCCAAUUAAAUAGCACAGAGUCGUUGCUCUAAUAUACUAGUUAACUCUUUCCACUGAAUAUCCCUAGCACAUCCACACAACCACACACAACAUGGCAGCAGCAUUAGGGGUGUUAAAAGCUGUCUGUGCCAGUUUACCACCUUCAAACCAGAGGCCUUCAGUUUUUAAACUGUCAAAUGCAGAAGGAUACCACCCACUUCCACCAGAACGUUCCAGUCAUCACGCCAGAGAGUUGUCCACUGCCAAUUCCCUGACACAGCCAUUCGGCCAGUCUCCAAUACCACUGUUUCAUCAACACAGUUUGUCAGAGGUCCAUACACAACGUGUCACGUGUCUCACCCCUAAAGUGUGUGUGUGUGUCAUACAGUAACUUAAUAUGCCUGACUUUAUGCACACACAGGGUAAAAGCCUUUUUUUUUUUUUUUUUUGUAUGUACUAAAGCAUUGCAAUAUAUGUCAAUACCCGAUCAGAUAUAUAGAAUGUAAUCACAUCUAACUAUGAGUAUUCAGGCUGUAGUUGUCACAUAUAGGCAACGGUAGUUCAACAGUACUUUUUGAGAGACACUGUAUUUAACACUGGGCGUAUUACUGUAAACUAGACCUAGUGCCAGGAAGGACAGUGAUGGAGUGUUUUUAAAUCCUGCACCAGGAUUUGCUCUUGGGAGAGAGACGUAUUGUGAGAACGAGAAAGUGUGAGGUGGAAAGUCAGAGCUCUGCUCAGUUUGCACGCUGCAGGUAGUCCAGCCACUAUGUCCCACACAUUAGAUUGCAUAUUUCUCCAGAACAAACAGCCUGGGGCAUGUUAGCAUGAAUCCAGGGGGAUAGUUAUCUCACUAGAGGGGAAAACGGAAACUAGGUUUGUCUCACCUCAUUAAUGGCACUAUUUAUUCCUCCUUUGAUAUAUCUGUAUACAUAUGAAUAUAUACAUGUAUACUGUAUAUACAUAUUUAAGUGUUGACAUAUAUGAAUGUAUAAGCAAUGUGUCUAUAACGUGUAGGUAUCGUCGGUAUGUCUUAAGUCCUAAUAUAUCAUGUUAUAUUUGUAUAUGACAUCACAAAGUAGCUACUCCAUUUUUUCUGUUUCACAGUUAAUUACAUGUGCAUUAAUAUUCCAAUAUGAUGUGCAUGUAAAAUGUUCUGUGUAAUUGUGAUAUGUCAUAUCACAAUUGUGCAAAACUUGCAGGGUUUUUUUUUUUUUUGCAAGCUUAGCUGGGAUACCGAGGCAUGAAAUCAUCGUGUUUACUAGUGUUUUGUGCAGUUUUAAGUUGCCAUGGUGACGCUGAUUUAUUCAUGAUAUACUAGCAAGAUGCAGGUGGCAGCAUAAGAUGCAUAUGGAUUGUCCUGCAUAUGACCUUACUGCGUACAUGUCAUCACGUCCAGGGAUACACUCAUGCUUUCAUCUCCUCAUAUGGUGCUUCGGAACAUUUAUAGCCCUUCCUUUCUUUCUUGACAGGAGUUGGAAAUUUUCUGGCUUUUUCUCUGGAUGAGAAUGAAGUGAUUCUCCAGCUGCACUUUUCCAUUUCAAUGCAGUGUUCUUAGCUGGAGAACACUCGACUGGCUUUUAACUGACUCGUGAUGUAGCGGGCUGCAGACGCUCCAGCAGGGGGAGCUGUUCAGUCAGUGUUGACCUGUUAACACCUGUCGACCUCCGCCACAUACGGGCAAAAAAGUGUUUCUCUUCUUUUAUGAUUUUAUGAUUUUUUUUCAUUUAAUCAUUUCUUUUCUUAUCUGUCUAUGAACAGGGCAUGACACAAAAUUUUAGCCACUAUUUGUCCUUUCUAUUUUCAAUUAUUAUUUUCCAUAUUUUAAACUUUUCCUGUGUUUUAUUUGAAGUGUUGAUCCAUAAGAAGAUAUAUUUGUGGUUUUAAGAACUAAAAACCAUCUUAAAUGUAGUUUUACAUCUCCUCUCUCAGGCUUCUCUCUGGAGCUCUAGUAACAACAGGUCGGUGACACUUUAUACAAUAUGGGACCUUUAAGUCCCAUAUUUUGUAGGAAUUUAUGAUGCUCGUUUUCACUAUUUUCUGAUGUUUAUAGACCAAACUAAUCGAGGACACAGUUGUCAGAUUAACUGAUAAUGAAUUGUAUUCCUAGUCCAAAGUUGUACUACAAUUGCAUUGCUACAUAAUUUAAAAAAAACAAAAACGUAAAAUGUGUGUAUAAUCAAUGUGAAUGGUCUUUAGGGAAAAGUAACACAGACUUAAAUUAACAUAAAUAGAGCCAGAGGAGCCAUUUUUAUAGUGCGUUUAUACAGCGAUCACAUCAUAUAAAAUCCAACUUUAGAUUAAAAUCUCAAGACGUGCAUUGAAAUGUCCAGUGUUGCUGUAAUAUCUGACUCACUGUUGGCCGAGAGGAAAAGUCAGAGACGGGGAUACUAUCACAGGGAGUUGGAGUUGAGGUUACAACUUUCCUGAGUGAGAACAUGAGAGCAGUUGUGAUGUUUCUCGAGGGGGACGUCACAACAAGGUUCCUGUGUUUCUGGCUCCCAGUGAUCGUCUCGGUGCUGGUUGUUCCUGUCCACUCUCACCCACCCCCACCCCCCCACCUCUCCGUCAUUUUGUCAUCUCAUACACUUGAAAAUGUUUCAGAUCUGCGAAGUUACAAACUUGAUUUCGCACAUCUUGCCACACACUGAUUCCUCACGUGGGAAAUGUCUGGCAAGAUGAAUCGGGUGCAGUAGUUCAAAUUUGAGACCAUUUUCAAGUACAACUUAGCGCAUGUAUUUUCCCAUCACCUCAUCAUGAACCCCAAACCACACAACAAUGAAGUUGGCCCUAUUAAACAAAGAAUCUACUGUACACUACAGACAGAGAGAACCACUUACCUCUGUGCCCUCACACUGACAACUACAUUAUACACCAAUAUUGUGCCAAGUGACCUAAAAGCCACGUUUAUGAUUGGCUUUGUCGUCAUAUAAAUGGACUGGGGUUUCACUCAUUUGAAUAUUUGCAUCUGCUCUACAAUACUGCCCUCCUUCUGACACAGUUUGGUACUUCUUGUUUUAGUUUUUACGUGUCUUUGAAUUUGGGAAUUACUGGGGUGAAACUCUUUGAAAUCGGUCCAGGAUGAGGGUAUGUACUUUAUAGCAUCAACUGCCUGCACCAACCUGCUUAUUGAUUAAGUCAUCGACAGUUCUGGCUCCUGAGAUAGGGUCUGAUGAACACUCUGUGGAAGCCCAAUUAGCCAUGGUGGAAGUUUUCUGUCAGAUGACAAAAUUAUAAAACUUUUGGAGAAAGAGAUGCCGCAAAGAGAAAAGCUUCCAUCAUGGCUGAACUGCUGGCUUAACACUCUUUUAUGCAUUGAGUAACAGAUAAACACUGCCACCUGCUGUUCAACGAUAUAUAGUGGUUUGCACAAGUUUCUUUUUUAAUUGCUAAUUAAUUCCAACUCAUGACAUUACUAGUAGUUACAAUCCAACCCCAUGUUUUCUGCCACUGAACUUUUCUUCUGUAAUGUGAAAUGUAAUGUCAAUAUAAGGCAAUUUUGCUUAGUUUUGUUUUACAAGGUACCAGCAUCAAUUUGUGGGUUAUACUCCAGGUACAGUACCUUUAUGUAUUAUCGAGAAUGUCAAAUGUGAAAUGCCAUUGAUGUAUAUUGUUAUAUAUACUGAGUAUGUAACACGCACUAAGGCAAUUGUGGAUUGCUGCAUUUUCAUUUAACUGGCCUAUAUUACACUGUACAGAUAGGACAUUGUUUGAUAUUGGAUUAAGAGAGUUGAAAUUGCAGAUGAAACUUUUUUUUUCCUAAUUAAUUUUCCCCUCAAAGUAAUGUUUGGUUAAAUUUUAUUUAGAUUUGUCCUAUUACAAGGACAUACGAGGAUUUUAGGUUUACUUAUUUUUGCUCUGCUAAUAAAGAAGGAUAUUUUUUGUACAGUUGGAAACUCUGAAAUGUCCACGAAAAGUGUGAUUGUGACCUACUUCUCCAGCUAACUAUGUCAUCAUCCAUGUUGUUUUAGGACGAGCCACCUAUAAUGGUAGUCAGACCUUGGCCAGACUAUAAUUGUAACUCAUUCACAGGCUUGUUUGAAACGGUACGAGUGAUCAGACUGGAGAGGAGGGUUGUUAAAUCACUCAGAUAGAGCCAGGUAGUUGUGUUUUUUUAUCACAGAAAAGUACAUUAAAUUGACUUACAAAUAACUUCCUGUGAUUUUCGCUCAAAUUUGCAGUCCCGCGCGGCGAAACGUGGCCAUCUGCGCUGAAGUAGGCAAAAAAAAAACCUGAGACGUUUAAACUCUCGGUAACUGACAGUUGAUAUCUUACAUCAUGGAAACCCAUCUGGCUGAGCUUAUCUGAAUUGUCUAUGAUGUAAUAAACUCUGUCCGUCUGGUACUCCUGAGAGCAUUCAAACAAACACUGCAAAUUACUUACAAAUACUGUUUGGCCCAGGUAAGGUGCUGACUGCAGAGCUGUCAUCAUCCUCUCGCUCCCAUUCUGAUCAACAGCUUAAAACAGGAGUUUUUUAGCACAAAUGAGCCCACUGCCCGACUCCUCCCGGAGUCCAUUACCAAGUCGACGUCUUAUCUCGUCACAUAAUUGCAUUUCUGUUCAUGUGCAGAUGUCGCGGAGGACAUUGUUUGUGAUGUAGGAUUGGCUGUUCGUGGGUAUAUCCGUUAUAUAUUUCUAUAUUUGCCACCGCCACCGACAUCUCAGUGAACACAUCACGACAGUAAAGACACAGCACCCCACCCAAAGCCUUACAGUAAAGAUCGAUUCUUUAGAUAUGUUUUUGAGUUAGUGUAUCUCACUUCACACGGCAGGAAGGGACGGCUCCCUUACAGGAUGAGACAUUGUUGAAGUGCACUUGAUUUUAAAUUGCAAUGUUAUUUUUCUUACCUUGGAGAAGUCCCUUCUUUCUUAUGUUUAAGAAAUAAAUGGCUGAGGUAUUAACAUCUUA